AGCAGACUCACUUCUCAAUCUGCAACUGAAGACAAAUCUCCAGUUCUCUCAUUCUACCUUCUCUCCUGAAUCAAGGUAGGUUCCUUCUCUCCGACUCCUAUCCUUUUCUCUCCUCCGUCCACCCUUCUCCCUCAAUCUCUCUGCCAGGUUGGGGGAGGGAAGAGACCGCUGGCUCCUUUCUCUCCCCUACUUGAGCCCCACACAAAUAGGGCUGGCCGCUACGCAGUACAAGACGAAACCCAAAACACUUGAAUCGGAAGUGUUUGGAUCCCAGCCUCCUCUGAAUAAUAAAGAGACCUGGGCUUUUAGGUCCCAUUGUAGGUAGCCCACCACAAGGGACCUGCAGCUGCCAGGGAGCAGGGGAAUGCCCGAGUCCCCCUUUCUGUGACUCUGCCAUAGGAGAGUCCUUGGGAGCCCGUUACCAGAUUCAGAAAGGGAAUUCAGGUGACCUCUUGUUCUUCCUCAUACUCCAGGGCUGCAGGGGAGGCGGGAGUAUUAGAGCCCCAUUUCUGCCCCCCGAGGUGGGUUCUUUCUCGUUCAGAAAUGGGACCUAGGCAUCCCUGCACUCACCUGCAGCUCCGGACUCCCAACAGGAGGUGAGUGAAAAAUAAUCUCCCCGUGCGUGAGAUCUAAGCAGCUGGAUCGGGUUGGAUUGGCACAGAUCCAACCGGACCGGAUUCUGAUGAUCCCUCAUAGUUUGCCAUUUUGGGCCACAGCGAGGUGGUUGGAGGGCCGCCUAAAUAGGCCUGAGCCGGUCCAAGCCAGAAGUGCCCCAAUACCCAUUCUGUGAGCCCCUGCGUCUGGCGGCGGUUGGUACGAGGGCUACCGAACCUUAGCCGACAGAUGUCGGGUGCCACAGGGCAUCCCAGAACUGGGAGCCAGCCUGGCCAGGGCGGGGGCCGGGGGGUGGUCCAGGAGAGGAAAGGCGAAAGGGUCGGUAAAAUAUUGGGCCGAAGAGGCUGGCUCUACAGCCUCCCCCUGCUGAACCUUGGAGAGACCGGGCCAUGGGAAGUUGUGGCAAGGCUGGCUAUUGUUCAGCCUCCCCCAAACCUCCUUGGACUGCACUCUUUCCGCAGCCCUUCUGACACUCCUCAGAAAGCCCUGAUGGAUGCGUGUGCAGACAUUUUUGAAGGACAGGAUGUUGCUGGGUUACGUUACUAUAGAAGGUAACAGUAUAGGUCCUUCCCUUUGUGAUGUCCCUCCACACUCUCUAGUGUCCAGUGUUAGGAAAGAUUUCACGUCCCAAAAUGCACGGCAUCCUUAGCAAGGUGUCAGUCUCCCCCCUCCUCCCUGUCCCCCACCCCCUCAAAAAUGAGGGUGCCGCCCGAGCCUAGCCAGAUGGGUUUCUCCAACCUGGUUAGUCAGGCUCAGGGCCUGUCGGCUGACCCAACCUUGUGCAGGAUUCUAUUCAACUUCCCAAGCGCUUAGUACAGUGCUCUGCACACAGUAAGCGCUCAAUAAAUACGAUUGAUUGAAAUAGGAUUCUGGGGAAAUGGUCAAACUCUUUUCCAUGAUCUUUACCAUAUGUACAUGAGUGACUUGUGGAUGCUGCAACCAGAAAUAUUCCUGAACAUAAUUCCCCCCACCCCCAGUAUUCUGCCUUGAUAGACGAGAGCAAUGGAAAAAAUGAGCACAGCCCGCCCUCCAGUGAAGUACAGUGGAAACCGCAAGGAAGGGGGUCUCAGUAAUUCCUCAGUCUUCCGGCAGGAUUUUGAUUUACUGCUAGGUCUUUGUCGGAGGCUAACAGCUGCCAAAGCAGUAUCGAAGGAGUAGAUUUGACUUUUUUCUCCCACUCUGGGCCCGCUUAUCUCGCUGUCCCCCAAAUAUAGUUGAGAACCUCCACCCUGGCCCCCCCUCCCACUACUCCCACAACUACUCGGCUUUUACCCCCUGUCAUCCUCUCCUCUUUCUCACCCCCUUGCUACAUUUUCCCCCCGACCCUUCAAAGUUCAGCACACUCCCACUGCCCUCUCCCUGGACCAACUUGACUAUCUCCCCUACCUCCCUGGAUUUUGCCCCUAUUCCCACAAGAUAGCCCCCUCAACUUCCUCUCCCCGGUCUCACUCUCCCAUUUUCAUUCUUUUGCCCUGUCUCUAAGCCUUCUCUUGUCCUCAACCUUCUAGUUCUAACCCAGCCCCUUCUCUCCAACGCCCGUCUUCCAUUCCGGUUGCGCCCUCAGUCCCUUAACUCUCAUAAGCUCGUGGUGGGCAGGGAAUGUGUCCGUUUAUUGUCGCAUUGUACCCUCCCAAAUGCUUAGUACAGUGCUCUGCACACCGUAAGCGCUCAAAGAUCUGAUUGAAUGAUUGACUCUGCCCUAGUGACCCUUCAGUCACCACAAUUGGCCUGUCCCACUUUCCCUGAUUGAGUUCUGCCUUCCAAUACGUCACUCAACCCUCCCGUGCAGCUCCGCGUAGCUUAUCCAUUGCUCAAAACUCACCCCCUCCUCGACUCAUAGGGAUUUUCAACUAAUAUUAAAGGAGGCUUUGUUGAUGCAGUCAUGCAGGCUUUAGCCAAGUCCACGGUGUCGAGAGGAAAAUAGCCCAGGCUUAAAUUGACAACUGCCUGAUAUAUUGUAAUAAAAAUUGAAACUACAACCUGUUUUUUCAGGCUACUGAUGCUCACUGCCAUCAGAGGUACCAUCACUAUGACGUUGGUGUCCCACUCAGUUGCUAAACUUAUAUUAGUUAAUUUCCAUUGGCAAGUCUCAGAGAUAUUGGAAAGACACAAGUCCAAUUCUGCUCAACUGCUGGUCGAGGCCCGAGUUCAGCCCAGCCUGUUGAAACAUGCAAUGGCACUUUCCUCUCACUGCGCCGUAUGUAUGCAGUAUGUCCGAAAGGAGAACUUACUGUCUCUGGCUUGCCAACACCAGUUUUGCCGCGGCUGCUGGGAGCAACACUGUGUAGUUCUGGUCAAGGACGGGGUAGGAAUUGAGGUCACCUGUAUGGCCCAGGACUGCCUUCUCAGAACUCCAGAGGAUUUUGUGUUUCCGUUGCUGCCUAGCGAGGAAUUGAAAGACAAAUACAGGCGCUACCUCUUCAGGGACUAUGUGGAGAGCCAUUAUCAGCUGCAGCUGUGUCCUGGUGCAGACUGCCCAAUGGUUAUUCAGGUACAGGAGCCCAAAGCUCGCCGUGUCCAGUGCAAUCGAUGCAACGAGGUCUUCUGUUUCAAGUGUCGUCAGAUGUAUCACGCCCCAACGGACUGUGCCACAAUCCGGAAAUGGCUCACGAAGUGUGCAGAUGACUCUGAAACGGCGAAUUACAUCAGUGCUCACACUAAAGAUUGUCCCAAGUGCAAUAUCUGUAUUGAAAAGAACGGAGGCUGCAAUCAUAUGCAAUGCUCUAAAUGCAAACACGAUUUCUGCUGGAUGUGUCUGGGGGACUGGAAGACCCAUGGCAGCGAGUACUACGAAUGCAGUCGGUACAAAGAGAAUCCUGAUAUUGUAAACCAGAGCCAGCAGGCACAGGCCAGAGAGGCCCUUAAGAAGUACUUGUUCUACUUUGAGAGGUGGGAGAACCACAACAAGAGCCUACAGCUAGAGGCACAGACGUACCAGAGAAUUCAGGAGAAGAUCCAGGAGAGGGUGAUGAACAACUUGGGGACCUGGAUUGACUGGCAGUACCUUCAAAAUGCUGCCAAGCUCUUAGCCAAGUGUCGAUACACCCUCCAAUAUACAUACCCAUAUGCAUACUACAUGGAAUCUGGACCUAGAAAGAAACUGUUCGAAUACCAGCAGGCUCAGCUAGAGGCAGAAAUCGAAAAUCUCUCGUGGAAAGUGGAGCGAGCGGACAGCUACGACAGAGGGGACUUAGAGAAUCAGAUGCACAUAGCUGAGCAGCGAAGAAGAACCCUGCUGAAGGACUUCCAUGACACAUAAAUAGGAAUGAUGAGGGGCGCAGGGGUGAGGGAGCCAGUACUGAAUGGACAAGGUGGCAGAAGCAUUGCGUGGAACAGGCACUGCCUCUGGAGAACACAGAUUGCAGACAAUACCCCUACCUUUCCUCUCCUCCCCGCCCCACCAGCCCCAGGCACACACUCGCAUACACACACUUUCCCUCUCUCUCUCUCUCUCGCGCGCGUGCGAAAUCUCUCAAUCUCUCACCCUCUCGGCGAUAUCCCUUUCGCUCGCUUGCGCGCCCGCACUCACGUGCCCAUUUUACCCCAUUUCUGUUUUCUCCUCAUCUCUCAACCGUUUUGUUUCUGCCGGGGUAGAGACCAUAUCGAAUCGGCAUCUUUAUGGGACUCUUGAUUCCCCCCCACCCUGGAAGAUUGUUAGGCGAGGAAGAAAAUUUUAUUCUAAGUGGCUGUUAAUAGUAUUAGAUUACUACAACUUAAGUGAUUUUCAGAGGUUCUACAAUUAUUCAGAAAGACCCUAGAAUAACCCAGUACCCUCUUUACCGAUGGGUUGGCCCUGGAAAGUUUUCCUCUAGGUACUCUGCUUUUAGAAACUGGUAUUUGCUGCCCGCCCACUGAUCCCCAAACUGCUUCUGCAAUGAGCUUUCUAAAGCGCUACAUUGAGCUUCCCAAUGUAGCCUCCCUUCUCCUACUGUAACGUGCUUCGUCCAGCUCUGAUUGCAUGAGGAGAGCAACUGGGGUCUUCGGGGGCUUCCGCGAGGGAAGAGCCUAGCACAGAUAUCAGCUGGAUGUGGGCCCUGCUCCAUGGAGCAGAAAAAAAAAUGCUUCGUUAUGCCCUGCCAAAUGCUAGCCUUUACCUGGUGCUGCAGGAUCCAAAGUACAAGAUUGGGGACGAUUGGGAUGGACUGGAGGUGGGGUUAUUCCCCAGAGUCCAGAGAAAUGGCUUCUCAUGGUCAAGAUUUCAGAUUAUUGUUUUUUUUUUUUUUUUUCAUUUGCGCAUUAUUUUUCUUUCAGACCGAUCAUCAGAGGUUCCUCUUUCCACCCGGAGCACAGUAUGAGCUAUUCUCUUAGUACCGGCACUUAGGGACAGUCGAAUCAUGUGUGACACCCAUCAGUCAAUCAGUAGUAUUUAUUGAGUGCUUACGUGAUGGUGGCGUUUAGGCAGGGCAUCCAGCGAUUUGGGAAAAGGGAUCGGUAGGCGCCGCACGGCUUCCGCGACGAUCUCCCCGGCACUUUGCCUUAGGAGGCAUGUGAGGCCGCGUUGCUUUCUCUGUGGGCGAAGGAUUGAACAGGAUUUGGGUUGUGAGGUCUUCGUAGUGUACAGUAAAACGGCCGAUUUCUUCUUGAUUCUGCCCCCCAAGGUAAAAUUUGGCCCGCGUUGAAGUCUAGGAGAAGAGCUUGGCAUUUUGCGACCCUUGCGCCGAGCAGGAUGGAAAAGUUGUUGCCCCCCUCGUGUUAGGCUUUGGGCUUUUCGACAGCGGUUCAUUCUGUGCUAGUUUGCGGGGGGAUCGAGUCCUUUUGGCUUUGUGCUCAGGCUGCGGGGGGGACGGUGUACGUCGUUAGGAAGCGGCGCCUCGGCUAGCGGAAAGCCUUCACUGAAAGAUUUGCCCUCCCUCCCUGGGCUUCCAGACCGUGGUGUGUGUGAGAUCAAUUUCCUAACUAGAAUGCUGUUUGUGUAAGCAGCAUAAAUAUGCAAUAUAGAAUAGCAGGUUAAGAGAAGACUGUUAGUGUGCUUAGGGGAACGGCAUGUUUGCUGAACUGGAAUUCAUGCAUGUUUACUGUCGCAGUUAGAAUAGAUAGGUUAAAAGCGUUUUUUUAAGGAACUUAAGGUGUUCAGUUGUUGUGGUUUUCUUGUGAGAAUAGCAGGUGUUCAAUGAGUUCCUUGUACUAUUUGAAGGUCAGGUCAAAUAGAGAUGCAACCUUCCUAGCUGUCCACGUUAAACAGUUCUAGCAGUUGAGAUUUAGUUGGUUAGGAAAUCAAUUCGGUUUGGGGUUGUUUUUUUUUUUUUUUUGUAUUUUUGGGGUUUUGUUUUUGUUUUGGGGUUGUGUUUUUUUAAAAAAAAAAAUCCUCUGUAUUGGGGAGGACAGAUGCACUGAACCUGAAAGCUGCAUGAGGUCUUCCAAAGUUUCAUAGAAUGUAUGAAACAAGCAACUGAGCAAGGGGAUAUUGGAGCCAUCGGAAGUGGCAAUUUGCACUGUGCCCCUCCUCUGUGGGUCCCUCCCUCCCAAAGGACACGGUCUUUUCAUUGCAGAGCUGAGUUGGCUGUUGAGAGGCGGAGGGUCGCUUGUGGUGUUGGAGAAAGAAAUGCGGUAGUGGUGACCUGGGCCUGGAAACGAUUCCGGGUGAUUAUUCCCCGUUAACAGUGCCCACGCCAUACGUGUAGCUCAGCCUUUUGGGGAAAUCCAUUCAAAAGCUGGCUUUCUGCAAUUGCCUUUUUUGCGUGCCAAAACUAGAAAUGCUCCAUGACCCUGCUUGUAGGAGUCACUAAAGACUCAGAGUAGGACCCCUUUUUUUUUUUUUCCUCUCCAGCCCCCUCGCACACACACGCACACUCUGCUUCUUUUGGCAUCGUGGUGCUGGGCUUAAGGCCGGGUUCUCUGAACCGUAGCCUGGCAUUGAGGCCUGGCAAAGAUUUCCACCCUCCCUAGCUGUUGGGUGCCCCCGCGCUCCUUAUUAAGGGCUCCUGGGACGGAGUGAACAAGAAGAAACCGAGAAGAGAGAAAAACCGAGAACCCGGGAGAAGUUUGGAUGCUGAGCGGGACGUUUGGGCUUGUCACUCGUAGCUGUGGCGUACGUUGCCUCUAGUGCUGCUGGUUGACAUAUGGGAGGGCAGGAAGGGUCACCUGAGCAACUGUGACUUAUUUUCGGGUGGCUACUCUAGGAAGCCCCUGUCAUUGCCUCUUUUUUCCCCCCCCCCGCCCCGCCCUUCCUGGAUUUUGUGCUUCCGUUCCGUUCGGUUUCUCUUCUCGGUAUCAUUUCCUUAACAUCCCCAUGAGUCUCCUUCUUAGGAGUCUCUCUUUCCUGUUCCAACCUUGUUCUUCUCCCUUUUACCAAGAAGUGGAAGGCUGUGCAAAUGGGUUGCAACGGAGGAACACCCCCGGCCCCACCACCUGAAAUUUUUAAAGCCUUUAAUAUGCCAGUCCAAAAUACUGGAAAGUUUCCUGUGACGGAACCGGAGCGGACAGCUGCGGGAGCUGGGUGGGGCCAAGACAGGUGUUUUAUGUCUUCCCCUGCCGGUCCAAAAUACGGGAGAACUUGAGUUGGAACCCAAGUCGUCAGCAAUCUGAGUGAACAGGAAUUGGGUUGGGCUAAGACGGACCUUAUGUCUUCCCCUGAGAGCUAUUUGGUAGCCAUCCUCAGGACUUAAAGGUUUGGAAACUGACCGUUCUGGUCAUUCUCCUCAGGUAGCUGCUGGGGAGCGAUCCCCGGUACUUAAAGGUCGGCAAAGUUUCCGUUCGGGUUUUUGCUUUGCCCGCUCUGUGUGGCGUGGUGGUUGCGGUGAGGAGGGAUAGCAUGAAUUUUGGAGGUUGGGGACUCUGGUGUUUCGUUUUUCGCUUGGUAAACGCCCAGCUGAGCAUUUUUACGCACCCGGUUGCAGCGGAGGGCAAGCCGGGGUCCGAUGGGUCAGUCGACUUAGCUUUUUUGGCUGCCGCUAGCCCAGUGAGACGCCGCCCCGGACUGCCACCCCCAUCCCGGCAAGGGGAAAAGGAAGGUCGAGACUGGGGCGAGGGCUGCUGGGAGGCGUAGCUUACGGCUCCCGCGCCAGACGACGUCGCCCCGGAGAGCGUGGCAGUCGGGGUGACAGCGUGGUCCGGGUGUAGCGGACGGUUCAGCGUGGUAGCAGUCGGAAAGCAGGGGGUGGGGACCACAGGAUCUGCCGCCUCCCCGAAUCCGCCACGUCGGGCCGCGACCUGGUUGGCGUAGUGGAAAAGUCUGCCCCGAGUGCGGUCGUUGACGGGAGACCUGCCACCCCUCUGUGUCGCGGCCUCCGAUGCCGCACCGUGGCAACGUACUGCAGUUCGAGGGUAGCGUGGGCGGUC
Molecule: messenger RNA, 7893 nt
Organism: Tachyglossus aculeatus (Australian echidna)
Lineage: Eukaryota; Metazoa; Chordata; Mammalia; Monotremata; Tachyglossidae
Gene: ARIH2
Product: ariadne RBR E3 ubiquitin protein ligase 2
Exons: 15
Coding region: 2615-3874 (419 amino acids)
Biological process (GO): protein polyubiquitination; ubiquitin-dependent protein catabolic process; positive regulation of proteasomal ubiquitin-dependent protein catabolic process
Cellular component (GO): cytoplasm; ubiquitin ligase complex
Molecular function (GO): ubiquitin protein ligase activity; ubiquitin conjugating enzyme binding; zinc ion binding
Source: RefSeq, a predicted model, not a curated record